Messenger RNA from Owenia fusiformis, 369 nucleotides. The record is from the annotation of a GenBank genome assembly. Lineage: Eukaryota; Metazoa; Annelida; Polychaeta; Sabellida; Oweniidae.
GUGCGUUAUGUGUUUCGAAGGGUGGUUAUUUGGUAAACAUAGGCUCUUCGGGCGAACAGGCGUAUAUCGAGAUAUUAAUAUAUAAUACUGCAAAGAAAAAGUUUUGGAUAGGAGGAAAUGAUAUUGGCCAAAACCAACAAUAUUGGACAAAGGGAAAUGCAGUUGGAACCAAAUAUUCACCCUGGUAUACUAAUUGGAAUCAUGGCCAACCGUCUAGGACAUAUAAAGGCAAACGAGAAGCAUGUAUGCUCAUUAAGGGUUCAGAGGGCGAUCGAUGGACUGAUGGAAUGUGCCACAGUCAUUAUUCUUACAUUUGUGAGCAUGACAAUGCAUCAUAAUUAAACGUAUAAUAAAGUAUCAGCAUCAUAA